GCACACGGGUCGGUACAGUUAGUUCUCAUCCCGCUAUGGAAAAAUGGAAAAUGAGUCACUGUUUGGCAGAUUUAGAUAAAAAUAACGGGUAAAAAAGAAUGCUCCGCAGACCGUAUAUAUUCAGUAAAAGUGUGGAGGAUGAGAACACGGACUCGGGAGCAGAAACUGCAGGAUCGGACUGCAGCAAAAUGUCACGCAGUAGUAUUGACCUCAUGCCCCAUGAUCCUCCUCUGGUUGCCAUGCACUUGCUGGCCAACCCAGGUGAUUCUCUCCUCCUCCAGCACACUCUGGACUGCCUCCUGGAGUGGGUGUGCCCAGGCUUGCGACUUUUCCACGUAUCCGAGCGUGCCUGCCCAGUGCGUGAAACCACCCGUGCUCACCUGUGCCCACCAGCUGGGUACCCGUCGCUAGCUGUCACCCUGUUCCUUCACGAAUCAUGCGGCGAAGAGCGCAUCCUUCGGGUUCUGGAUUUCCUCCAGCGACCACCCUGGCAGUAUCACCACUCCGAAAAUGGAUGCACAAGCUCUGAUGCCCUGCUCCGUCCCUAUCUGCUGCCCGAGCGGGAUUUCUACAGCCUCGGUGCGGGCAUGCCAGUGUGGGCUGUCCGGCCAGUGCAUUGCGGGGGUGAAGUCCUGCGUCUGACGCUGCACAGCGUGCAUGAAAACUUCGAGGAUGCUGUGCGGCUUUAUGAGACAGUGCUGCGCAUGAGAGCCGAGGAGCAGAAGGCCGGUUUUUGCUGGUUUACGUUAAUGACAGAGAGGACAUUCAGUCUGCAGCUGGCACUCAAGCAGCUCGCACCCGGAGUGAGGGUGGAAACGUGCCACUCAGCCGUGCUGCAGUUCAAGGUGGGUGAGAUCGGUCAGCUUGUGCCCCUGCUGCCAAACCCAUGCUCACCUAUUAGUGCAACCCGUUGGCAAACAGAGGACCUGGAUGGCAAUAAAAUUCUGUUUCAGGUUAAAGGAGGAGCACAGCCACCGCGGCUCCUCUCCUCUGCUUUCCCACUCAGCUGUCCCACUCUUCCGCCACCAUCCCUGCUGAAGUACCCGGUUCCAGUCUCAGCCUCACCUGGCACCAGACUGUGCCAGCUUAAAGAGCGCACUCUAGGCAGCCUACCUGGAGCCCAGAGACGAGCAGGAGGUGGCACAGAGAGUUUGGGUUCCAGCAGUGCAUGUAGCACUCCUCCCGGUAGCUCAUGUUACUCCUCCCAGCGUAGCAGCCCCGCUCCUGUGUUUGUCAAUGCCUCGGAGCCAGUCGCAUCCUUCAGCUCUGUAUCACGUCUCCUGCUGGACCGAGGGAAGCCAGAGACUAACGUAGACACGGGCUGUGCAGUCAGUCUGCGGAGCCCUGGUCUGGACACACUCGCAAGGGAUCUACGAUGCUGCACACUGGGUGGAUCAAACGAGAAGAUUAUAGAGAGGAGUCAACCAGACCCUGUAGCACAGACCCGGGCAUCACAGUCCCGGGCAUUACAGCCCCAUAUUCGAGAGCAAGAACAAGUAGACGAGUUCUUUAUCUGACUGACCUCCUUUUAAUGUUGUACUUGUUCAUUUGCCGGCAGCGUCGAAAGGAAUUUUAGGCACAAUUGAUAAUGGACUGAGAAUUGUUAUUUUACAUACAGAGAAAUAUAUUUAGUGUUACCCUAGCCAGUUUAAAAUACACUAGUUUAAAGUGUGUGUCAUCAUGUGAAGGAUUAGCACACUGUAUGGUGUGUGUGUGUGUGCGCUUUUCUUUUUGGUGUUUGUAAGUGGUGCUGGACCCAGAUCAUGUUGGAGCUGUUAUAUACACACUGUGAGAAUACAUAAAAUAGCCAUUAAUUAAUAAUAUAAAUAUACAACUAUAUAACAUUAGUACUACCCUAUUUUGUCCCAACAAAUACAAUAAACAAUGUUUUUGUUGAAUAAUUUGUUAAUUCUCCUCGGCCCUUGUUUCACUGACAAAAGUACAAAGAUUUCUAAUGUUUU
Messenger RNA from Trichomycterus rosablanca, 1961 nucleotides. Its product is annotated as protein FAM124B. Bases 99 to 1517 code for a protein of 472 amino acids. Lineage: Eukaryota; Metazoa; Chordata; Actinopteri; Siluriformes; Trichomycteridae. The transcript is spliced from 4 exons. Gene Ontology annotation, cellular component: nucleoplasm. The record is from RefSeq and is a predicted model, not a curated record.